Heterobilharzia americana is the source of this 339-nucleotide messenger RNA. The record is from the annotation of a GenBank genome assembly. Lineage: Eukaryota; Metazoa; Platyhelminthes; Trematoda; Strigeidida; Schistosomatidae.
AUGUCAGUUUUCGUCUGUCUUGCAAGGCCUUGUUUCUGGAUGGAAAAUGCUCAUUGGCCGUGUGUUCGUGAUUUGGAUUAUAAUCCCCAUCGUCCCAAUCUCUUACUAACAGGUGGAGAUGAUGGGGUUUUACGCAUUUGGGAUCUUCGCUAUUUACGCACAAGAUAUCGAUGUUUGUACACAGCUGCUGCUGCUGCUGCUGCUGUUACCACCUCUGCUAAUUCGACAAACACCACUAUUCCAAAUGCAUCUGAGCGAAUUAUGCAGUAUGGCACAGAACCAACUGUUCAGCCUUUGUUCGCAAUUCCAUCUCAUUCUCAUUGGGUUAGUCCUUUUUAA